Molecule: messenger RNA, 1523 nt
Organism: Stomoxys calcitrans (stable fly)
Lineage: Eukaryota; Metazoa; Arthropoda; Insecta; Diptera; Muscidae
Exons: 4
Coding region: 40-1446 (468 amino acids)
Molecular function (GO): protein binding
Source: RefSeq, a predicted model, not a curated record
UCCAGUUUCUUGGCCGAGAAUUAAUAUUUUCACUUCAAAAUGUCUGAAAUCAAAACCACACGCAUAAAAAUCACUUUCGAUAAAGAGGAGUUAAAGAAUCGCGUUAACAAAUUCACUUAUAGAGAAGCUCGUCGUCAUGCUGGAGAUAUCUACAAAGCUCUAGAGCAAGAAUUACUAGAAGAUGGUUGCGUUAUAUCGGCAAAAUAUUUUGAUAGACUGGCUGCCAAGGAAAAUGAUUAUUUCAAAAAUAAUGUUAUAAGGGAGCGAGUAAAAGACUGUCCAGACCUAUUGAUGUGCCUCUACGAUAAUUGUAAAAUGGCUGAACAAAAAGCUAUGCUGCAACAAAGCGAGGGUAUGGCGGUAACAUUCUCUCUGCUCUUACAAAUUGUAUGCCUAAUGGAUCAGCCUCAACAUGCCUCAAAAUUCAAUUGGCUGCGACAGGAUAUUUACGAAAUAGUCACCAAAAUUUGUGACAAGCUAGGAGAAGGCAAGAGUAACGUUGACAAGUGCAUAGCUCAAAUAUAUUUCAAAUACGCAAAUCUAUUGAGCAGUGAAACCCAAACCAUGCCUGAAUCCUUUCAGUAUUAUGAAAAGGCAUUUGCCAUGGCUCUACCCAAUAAAUGGCUCAUUGACACCAUGAGUCCGGAUACUGGCAAUUCAUUGAACCUCUUGCACACCCUUAUAGCCGACCAUUAUGUGAGUGCUCUUUUGAAUUUUGGCAAAACUAUUGCCACCAACAAUUAUUUACAGGCCGUUGCAUUAGGCCAUAAAGCUGUGUGCGUUUUAACUCGAGUUGGGCGCAAUGUUAGAAAUUUGCAUCAAUUUGUCGAUGCUCAGUUGCACAUGGCCGAAUUCUAUGCUAAAGGGAAGGAUUACAAUAUGGUUUUUAGCCUGUUGGCCAAUAUCGAUGGGGAUAUGGUAAAAGUCGAUAAGCAACAUUAUGGCAAAUUGGCGUUGCGUUUAUGCCUGAAUAAGGGAAUAUGCUGUAGCAAUCUUGGGCUUAGAAGCAACGCUCUGACAAAUUUCAAGCAGGCAGUUAAUCUCUCUCAACAGUUAAACUUAAAAACGCACGAAGCAAAUGCACACAUGAACAUUGGCCAAUGGUAUUUGCAAGAAGGUGGCAAAGAACGAAUUCUAGCUAAAGCUGCUUUUGUGAAAUCCAUGCAGUUGUACGAAAGCCUUGGUGAUGCAAAGAACCGGCAGAAAUGUAAAUUUUUCUUAGCUCAAGCCACGAGUGCCAGUGUGUUUCCUCUGUUCAUGGAUAUGAUAAAGACUAGCGAAAGUGAGGGGAAUUUCUUCAAAUUACGUCGAUGGAAUGAUCAGCUGAAACCCUUUUGGCUACAAGAACCUGUAGAGGAAAAGCAAAAGAAUGAUAUAGAAAACCUAUUAGAGGAAUAUUCCAAUAAGCCGGAAAACAAAGAUUUAUUACGAAUUUUGCAAAAUUAAGGUUAUUAAUUAUAUUUUAUAGAAUUAGUUAUAAAUGUAUAAUAAAAAAUAAUAAAAUUUUCAAAAUUCCAAGGAAA